AUGGAAACACCUCCAUUCAGACCAACAAUCUCAUUAAAGCGAAUGCACUUUAAAAAAUGCCAGCGCAACAAAAAACAUGCGCAAAGUCGUUACGAUAAUGAGGUCAUAAACAAUGACAUCAACAAUCAUGAUCACGCCAAUGACAUCAACAAGGUCCAGGCCAUUAAUAAAUAUGAUCAGAAAAUCAUUACCAGAACAAUUAGACAUAAUAUCAACAAACAUACAGACAACAACAUCAACAACUAUACAAACAACAACAUCAACAACCAUACAAACAACAGCAUCAACAACCAUACAAACAACAACAUCAACAAAGUCAAUAUUAUCACUAGGUAUGAUCAGAUCAAUGCUAACCACAUUUACCAAAACGAUCAAAUAAAUUUCAACGUCAGUAAUUUUCAUUCAAACAACAACAUCAACAAUGACAAUAACAUUAACUAUAACAUCAACAGCACCAACCACAACAACAACAACAAAGUCAACAAACACAGCCACAACAACAACAUGAUAAAUAACAAAAUAAUCGAAAUCGAUAACAAAAUCUACAAAGGCACAUUUGGCAUGAAAGACAACAAUGGCAACAACCACAACAACAACUACUACAACAACAACACUGUUCAAGAUGUUGUUGUUGUUGUUGGUGAUGAUGAUGAUGAUGACUAUUAUGAAUUUGAUCCGGCGGCGUCGGACGCGGAUGACCCUUUCAAUGAGAUGAAACAUUUCAAAAGCAAUUAA
Molecule: messenger RNA, 735 nt
Organism: Helobdella robusta
Lineage: Eukaryota; Metazoa; Annelida; Clitellata; Rhynchobdellida; Glossiphoniidae
Exons: 2
Coding region: 1-735 (244 amino acids)
Source: RefSeq, a predicted model, not a curated record